AUGAGUCACCUCAGGGUUUCCAUGCUCUGGGGAUUAAUUUACAUCCUUGUUGGCUUUUAUAUCUUGGAUUGCAAAGCCAAGAGUGUCGGUGAUACAAACAACAGUGAAAAUGCAAUUAAAGACGACUCAGUGGAGUACCUAAAAUCUUAUGGGGAGAAAAUGAGAUCUUACAUGAAUUUUAGCGUGGAGCCCUGUGUUGAUUUUUACGAAUACGCCUGUGGAAAUUGGAAAAACGUACGUCAGGAUCGCUUCCAUUCCAACCACAGGAAAAACAACGUUAUGGAUAUAGUCUUCACCCUGCGCGACGAAGUAGAGAAGCUCUUGACCAACACAAUGUUGGCCCAGGCACUCAACGUUUCUUCGGAACUGUUGGUUGCGCAACAGUUCUAUAACACGUGUCUCUCGGCGGUGGUGUUUCCGUUUCCAGCCGCUGAUCCCGCUUAUCUGGAGCUUAUCAGGUCCGUAGGCGGUUUUCCUGCGGUCGACGGGCUAGCAUGGAAUGCCUCUAGCUUUAGCUGGUUUAAUAUGAGCGCCCAUCUUACUAAUUUCGGGGUCAAAGGGCUGAUCAACGAGUUUAUUAUGUCCCAGUACCCCUUUGGACCGUAUUUUAAAUUGCCGGAACUGGGGCUUGAUCACAUCGUCCAGACGGAUAACAUAGCCAACAAUUCCUCUCGAGCCUACAAGCUAAACGAGAAUCGGAUGCAGAGGUAUCUGCAAGCCUAUAAUCUCACGGAGGGCCAGAUUUCGGAAGUGAUUGCUGGCGUUUUUGACUUCUGGCGUGACGCACUCGCAGUUGCGGAUAAAUUUGAUGGCGAUUUCGAGAAAUGCAUAAUAAUUUCAGAAGAUAAAAACGUGCCAAAAUAUGAUCAGUGGGAUAGCUACUAUGACAUUGCAUGGAAUGGGGUAUUUGAUUCUAACUGGUUCGGAAAUAAAGAAUAUUGCAGCUACUAUUACGAACUGUUGGAGAAAGUGUGCUUAAAGCACCCAGAGGCUGUGGCAAACUAUCUGGCCAUGCUUCUGUUAUAUAAAAUGGAUGCCGGAUUGAAGGACGAGAAGUAUCACAAGGAUUACUGCCUCUCGACAGUGCAAAGUGGCUUUGAAUAUUUAUUUGACAAGCUCUACAUGGCGCAUUUUAAAGACCGAACUCGUUCAGAAGUAGCUGAUAUUAUACAGGAGCUACGCAAUAACCAAAGGAAAAUGCUUGAGAAAGUCGAAUGGUUGGACCCGGAGACUCGGCAGGAGGCACUGCUCAAAGAGUCCUCCAUCGAAUCUGUAAUUGGUAACUAUAAAAACUAUAAGGUAACUGACCGCUUGAUUCAAGAAAUUAAUGGUCUGGAGUUGGAGGAUAGAAGCUAUUCCCAGAGUAUGAUCCAGAUACAAAAAUUAGUCACCCACGUGAGCCGUUUCGGUGGACUCCACCACGAGGAACUGCAGGAGGAUGCCAAGCCUUUGAGAGUCUUUUUGGGCAUGCAAGUGAAUGCCUUUUAUAACAACCUUGAUAGCUCCAUUUAUGUUAUGGCUGGCAUACUGCAUCCACCAGCAUAUCAUCCUGACUGGCCCAAUUCUCUGAAAUUUGGUACUUUGGGCUACCUAGUGGGUCACGAGUUAACCCACGGCUUUGAUACUACCGGCGCUAUGUUCAACAGUAAUGGUUAUUUACGCAACUGGUGGUCAAAGAAGUCUAGGGCGGUUUUUGAGGAGCGGGCAAUGUGUUUUGUGGACCACUACGACCGCUAUCUUAUACCUGAGAUUAAUCGUCACAUCAAUGGCAAAGAGACCCAGGACGAAAACAUCGCAGAUAGCGGUGGGUUGCAGGGUGCCUUUGAUGCAUAUCGCAACCACAUGAAACAGUUAAAGAAUAUAAGCUAUGAGGACAACGAUAUCCUAAAAAGCGAACAAAUGCCCGGGCUGGAUCUAUCGCCAGAACAGCUUUUCUUUCUCGGUUUUGCACAGACGAUGUGUGCGGACUUCGAGGAGGAACAUUAUUGGGAAGAGUUAGCCAAAGAACACACCAUUGACAAGUAUCGUGUCUUGGGGGCAAUCUCUAACAAUCAUGAUUUUUCUCAAGUCUAUAAUUGCCCCUCCGGCAGUCCAAUGAAUCCCCAAAAUUCUUGCCGCAUUUGGUAA
Messenger RNA from Drosophila bipectinata, 2127 nucleotides. RefSeq names its product neprilysin-4-like. Gene Ontology annotation, biological process: proteolysis. The record is from RefSeq and is a predicted model, not a curated record. Gene Ontology annotation, molecular function: metalloendopeptidase activity. Gene Ontology annotation, cellular component: plasma membrane. Lineage: Eukaryota; Metazoa; Arthropoda; Insecta; Diptera; Drosophilidae.